Messenger RNA from Radiomyces spectabilis, 3361 nucleotides. RefSeq names its product leucyl-tRNA synthetase. The record is from RefSeq and is a predicted model, not a curated record. Lineage: Eukaryota; Fungi; Mucoromycota; Mucoromycetes; Mucorales; Radiomycetaceae. The transcript has 3 exons. Gene Ontology annotation, biological process: leucyl-tRNA aminoacylation. The coding region runs from base 167 to 3214 and encodes 1015 amino acids. Gene Ontology annotation, molecular function: ATP binding; leucine-tRNA ligase activity; aminoacyl-tRNA deacylase activity.
CUUUUGUUCUCUUGGAAAAUGAUAGACCGCGAAACGCGAUGCUCUUCGAGCUCUUGAAGGUCCCGCCCGUUCGUACUGGGACAGCAUUCAAGCAUUCGAAGUCAAUGCUCCCACCAUUGAAGAACACAACAAUUCCAAUGAUUUGCAUACUGCUUAUCCUAAAUAUAUGGCUUGUAUGGCAUACCCCUACAUGAACGGUCGUCUUCAUUUGGGUCACGCCUUCACUUUCUCCAAGGUGGACUUCGCCGUUGGUUACGAAAGAAUGAAGGGCAAGCGUGCCCUUCUUCCUCAGGGCUUCCAUUGUACCGGUAUGCCCAUCAAGGCCUGCGCGGACAAACUUACUCGUGAAAUUGGCAUGUUUGGCAAGAACUUUGAAAAGUUUGAGGAAAUGCAAUUGGCCAAUCAAUUGGAAAAGACCGAUGUUUCCAAGAACAUCAAGAGCAAGGUGGCCGCCAAGACCGGUAACGUCACCUACCAGUUCCAGAUCAUGUUGCAAUUGGGCAUUCCUCGCGAGCAAAUCCAUAAAUUCGCUGAUCCCUACUACUGGACCGAGUACUUCCCCCCGCAGACGAUCAGUGACAUGACGGCUUUUGGUGCCAAGGUUGAUUGGCGUCGUUCGUUCAUCACCACAGAUGCCAACCCUUACUACGACGCUUUUGUUCGCUGGCAGAUGAACAAGCUGAGAGCGAUGCAGAAAAUCAAAUUCGGCGAACGUUACACGAUUUACUCGGUGAUUGAUCAACAGCCUUGCAUGGAUCACGAUCGUCAGUCUGGUGAAGGCGUCGGUCCUCAAGAAUACACCGGUAUUAAGAUGGAAGUGUUGGAAUGGUCUCAGCAAGCCAAAGAAGCUUUGGACAGUGUGCCUGCUCUCCAGGGCAAGAAGGUGUACCUCGUAGCAGCUACAUUGAGACCCGAAACGAUGUACGGUCAAACCAACUGUUUCGUCGGCACCGAGAUCAACUAUGGUAUUUUCCAUGUCAACGAUAAGGAAGCUUUCUUGGUGACGGAACGUGCUGCUCGCAACAUGGCUUUCCAAAAGAUCUUUGACAAGGAAGGACACAUUGAAAAGUUGGCCGAGAUCAAGGGUGAUCUCGUGGUCGGUACCAAGAUCAAGGCUCCCUUGAGUCAGUACCCCGCUGUCUACGUCCUCCCCAUGGAGAAUGUGCUCGCUACCAAGGGUACUGGUGUAGUUACUUCGGUGCCUUCCGACUCGCCCGACGAUUUUGCUGCUUUGCAAGAUUUGAAGAAGAAGGCGGCUUACUACAAGAUUGAUGCUGCCUGGGCCGAUUUCGAUGUGGUGCCUGUGAUCGAAACGCCUACUUACGGCAACCUCAUUGCCCCUAAACUGUGUGAGCUCAAGAAGAUCCAUUCUCAAAAGGAUCGCGUUCAGUUGGCGGAAGCCAAGGAAAUCGCUUACAAGGAAGGUUUCUACCAAGGUGUCAUGUGCAUUGGUGAAUUCUCGGGCAUGAAGGUGCAGGAUGCCAAGUUCAAGAUCAAGGAACAGCUGAUCAACUCUGGUGAAGCUUUCGUGUACAACGAACCCGAGGGUCUUGUCAUGUCGCGUUCCGGUGAUGAGUGCGUAGUGGCUUUGAUGGAUCAGUGGUACCUCGAUUACGGCGAACCAGAAUGGAAAGCACAAACUGAAAAGUGCUUGGCGCAAAUGGAGACUUACACCAACGAAACUCGCCAUCAGUUUGAACAAACUUUGGACUGGUUGAACCAGUGGGCUUGCGCCAGAAGCUUCGGUUUGGGUACCAAGUUGCCCUGGGAUACUCAAUUCUUGGUCGAAUCGCUUUCGGAUUCCACCAUUUACAUGGCCUACUACACUGUGGCUCAUUUGUUGCAUCAGGGUUCGUUGAAUGGUGCUGUUCCCGGACCUGCCGGUAUCCGUGCUGAGCAGAUGACCGACGCGGUUUGGGAUUAUGUGUUCAAGUUGGGUCCCUACCCUGCCGACUGCGGUGUAGCUCAAGCUACCUUGGACCGUCUGAGACGCGAGUACGAAUACUUUUAUCCUUUGGAUGUCCGUGUGUCCGGCAAGGAUUUGAUUCCCAACCAUUUGACCUUCUUCCUUUACAACCACACCGCCAUCUUCCCCGAGGAAAUGUGGCCCCGUAGCGUGCGCUCCAACGGUCACUUGAUGCUUGACAGCAAGAAGAUGUCCAAGUCGACUGGUAACUUUAUGAGCAUGAACGAUGCCAUUGUCAAAUACGGUGCGGACGCUACCCGUUUCGCUCUUGCUGAUGCCGGUGAUUCCGGUGAAGAUGCCAACUUUGAAGAUGCUACCGCCAACGCGGCCAUUCUCCGUCUUUACACUUUGUUGGAAUGGAUCGAGGAACAGAUGAAGAACGUCGACAAGCUUCGUGAAGGCGAACUCAACUUUUACGAUCGCGUGUUUGAAAACGAAAUGAGAAAGAACAUUGGCUUGUCCGAGAAGGGUUAUGCAGCCACCUACUUCCGUGAAGCUCUCAAGUAUGGUGUAUUUGAAUUCCAAACGGCCAGAGAUUAUUACCAGCAGGCUUGCCUUGAAAAGGGCAUGCACAAGGACCUUGUGUUGCAAUACAUUGAAUACCAAGCCUUGCUUCUUGCUCCUGUGUGUCCUCACUGGUCUGAACACGUGUGGCGCAACAUUCUUCACAAGGACGGUUCUGUGACCAAUGCCGCAUUCCCUCAACCGAGCGGAUCAGUUGAUGAGUCGCUCUUGGACGCCAGCAGCUACAUCCGCCGUACCGUCAAGGCGGUGCGUGAUGCGGAACUGAAUCUUCAAAAGAAGAAGAAGAAGGGCAAAGCUGUGGAAGUGGAAUACAAGCCUUCGGAACCCAAGUCGCUCAAGAUUUUCGUGUCGGCCAAAUUCCCUCAGUGGCAGGAAGACUGUAUUGCUGUGAUGAAAUCCCACUAUGAUCAAAGCACAGGCAAGUUUGACGAUGUCAAGAUCCGUGCCGAGUUGGGUGCCCAGGGUAUUUUGAAGAACAAGAAGACGAUGCCUUUUGUGCAGGAACAGAAGAAGAUGGUUGAAAAGAAUGGUCCUGACGCGUUUGACCGUGCCUUGACUUUUGACGAAUUGUCGACCUUGAAGGUGGCGGAAGAAGAAUUCAAGCGUUCGCUCGGUUUCCACACAGUCCACAUUCUCAAGAGCGACGGAUGUGCUGAAGAGGAUACCAAGGCCGCUGAAGUGGCUGUGCCUGGCGCGCCAAGCUUCUCGUUCAAGAAUGAGUAAAAAGAAAAAUCCAUCAUCCUUUCGAGCUUCGCCCAUUGAAAGAAAGACAAGAAAAAAAGAGAAGAAGAUUGCAUGUAAUAUCUUUUUGUUUAGAAACUAACAUAAAAAUCUAAAAUAAAACACUGUUCUUUAUCACCAGUCUUCAUC